AUGACGUACUUCACGGUAUAUUACGGCAACAACGAGGCGAUGAUGUUCAACGCCGAGUGUAACACCGGCUCGCUGAUGGGCCGCAUGAUUGAAUUGCUCGCGCCGCACACCACCGGCUACACACGACUGGAACUUUUGCCAAUGAACUUCGUGCUGGAGCACUUUAAGCCGUCCACCGGCAUCUCCGUCACCACCGCCAACGACGUUGCCGCAGGUGCCGCCAGCUUCGCACCGCAAAACGCUAUUAAGUCCCCGCCGUUCACUGGAGCCAUCCCUUUCGUUGGGCUCGCCACACGGGCCGUUGAAAGUUACGCCGAUGCCCUGCUGGGCGGUCCGGCAGCCGCAGCGGUCACGGCCUUUCCGACAACGACGUCAACUUCAUCCACCUCGGCGUCAGCUGCCGGCGUCUCAACGAGUGCGGCGUACUUUACAAACAACGGCGUCGGUGCUGGGCCCACUGUGCCGUCACCAGCUCUGCAAAACUGUUACGUCCUGCUUGGGUGCCGGUACCACCACUACCACCCUUCACCGCGGCCGCGGGAUCAGGCGAGCACAGCAGUCACGACGUCUGGAAUGAUGUCACCACCAUCGGCAGGUUAUAAAAAUAUAUCGAUGCCCCCAAGAAAAAUAUGUUUCUCUGAGACAGCAGCCACGCCGCAGCAAAUCGCCUCCCUCUACCGCGCACAACUUAUUGCCGCUGCAACGAUUGUGCCUGCCCCUAACAGUCGUGGGAACGGGCUCAGCGGCAGUUUCAACGGCUGGACGACAACAACACCCCAACAGGGCGGCAGCCCCAACAUAGAUCCCGCAACACUGCUGCUAUACAAGAGUGGUACUUUACUUUACGGUGCCAGUACUGCCUUCUGGCGCAAAAACUUUAGUCAAUACCUUACCACGCUGCUUCUUCCGCCUCUCACAGAGGGCAACAACAACAACACCGCGACCAUCACGAAUGCCUCGCCAACCGAACAAGAACGCAACCCAACAGCCCUCACGGAGGCAGACUCUACCCACGAUGAAAGCAGUUCACAAGACAAUGCCAUGCUGCUUCCCUCCAUGGCCACAGGACUCUUCAAGACACCAACACCCCCAAUCACCGGGUACGACGUUCUCUGGAGAGGGACGCGUGACGAGCACAUACGCCUGCAAGAAACACUGGACGAAGGAGUCUUCACAGACACCGAAAACAACAAAAAGAAGAAGUCAAAAAAAAACUGA
Messenger RNA from Trypanosoma cruzi, 1218 nucleotides. RefSeq lists its product as uncharacterized. The record is from RefSeq and is a predicted model, not a curated record. The coding region runs from base 1 to 1218 and encodes 405 amino acids. Lineage: Eukaryota; Euglenozoa; Kinetoplastea; Trypanosomatida; Trypanosomatidae. The transcript has a single exon.